Messenger RNA from Cornus florida, 3553 nucleotides. Its product is annotated as ribonuclease TUDOR 1-like. NCBI's taxonomy places the organism in Eukaryota, Viridiplantae, Streptophyta, Magnoliopsida, Cornales, Cornaceae. Gene Ontology annotation, molecular function: nuclease activity; RNA binding. The transcript has 17 exons. The record is from RefSeq and is a predicted model, not a curated record. Bases 220 to 3201 code for a protein of 993 amino acids. Gene Ontology annotation, biological process: regulatory ncRNA-mediated gene silencing; mRNA catabolic process. Gene Ontology annotation, cellular component: cytosol; RISC complex; nucleus.
UCUGAUCCAUCGUCCGACCCCUUCACGGACGAACCUCCUCGGUGCUCACUUUCAUCAUACAUAUAUUUACAUAUAUUUCAACAUAUAUAUAUUAUGUAUAUCAUAUUUACAUUACGUUCGAUUUGAUCAAUUUGAUCUUUGUCUUCUCUCACCUCCGGCUCCGAUUCAUCCCGAGGAGGAGGCUUCUUACACAUAUCAUCCAGAUUUGUCGUCGUCAAGAUGGCAUCAAAAGCUGGAGCCACGGGAUGGUUGAGAGGAAGAGUGAAAGCCGUUCCUUCAGGUGAUAGUUUGGUAAUAAUGGGGAGCACCAAGGCUGAGAUCCCCCCUGAGAAGACUAUUACUUUGUCAUCCCUAAUUGCCCCAAGAUUGGCUCGUAGAGGUGGUGUUGAUGAGGCAUUUGCAUGGGACAGCAGAGAAUAUUUGCGGAAGCUUUGCAUAGGAAAGGAGGUCACUUUCAGAGUAGAUUAUGCUGUUCCAUCCAUAGGUCGAGAAUUUGGCUCAGUUUUCCUUGGUGAUAAGAAUGUCGCGUUGAUGGUUGUUUCUGAAGGCUGGGCAAAGGUUAAGAUACCGGGUCAACAAAAAGGGCAAGUUAGUCCUUUCUUAACUGAACUAUUACGUAUUGAAGAACAAGCCAAGCAACAAGGUCUCGGACGUUGGAGCAGGGCACCAGGGGCUUCAGAGUCAUCCAUCAGGAACUUACCACCCUCUGCAAUAGGUGCUCCUAGUAAGUUAGAUGCAAUGGGCCUGUUAGCAACAAAUAAAGGUAAGCCCAUGGAAGCUAUCGUGGAGCAGGUUCGUGAUGGAAGCACUCUUCGUGUCUACUUGCUUCCAGAGUUUCAGUUUGUCCAAGUGUUUGUUGCCGGAAUCCAGGCGCCAUCAAUGGGAAGAAGGGCUGCAGCUGAAGUUGCUAUUCAAAGUGAAGUAACCCCUGGUGAACAAAAUAAAGAAGCUUCUGCUCAAUCUCGGGUUCCCUUAACAUCAGCGCAGAAACUUGCUGCCUCAUCGGUUUCCUCAUUUGAUGUUGCCCCAGAUUUUUGUGGAAGGGAAGCCAAACAUUUUACAGAGAUACGUGUAUUGAAUAGAGAUGUCCGUAUUGUCCUGGAGGGAGUUGACAAAUUUAGCAACUUGAUUGGUUCUGUCUAUUAUUCUGAUGAUGGAUCAGCAAAGGACCUGGCAUUGGAGCUAGUUGAAAAUGGUUUAGGUAAAUAUGUUGAGUGGAGUGCAAGCUUGAUGGAAGAUGACGCCAAGCGGCAGUUGAAGUCUGCAGAACUUCAAGCGAAGAAGGCCAGGUUGAGGAUUUGGACUAACUAUGUACCUCCGACUUCAAAUUCAAAAGCAAUUCAUGACCAGAAUUUCACUGGAAAGGUGGUUGAGGUUGUUAGUGGGGAUUGCAUCAUCAUAGCUGAUGAUUCUUUCCCGUUAGGCAGUCCAUUAGCAGAGCGACGAGUGAAUCUCUCAAGUAUCAGGUGUCCCAAAAUGGGAAAUCCUCGUAGGGAGGGAAAAUCUGCUCCCUACGCUCGUGAAGCGAAGGAAUUUUUACGAACACGGCUAAUCGGCCAUCAAGUGAACGUUUCAAUGGAAUAUUCCAAGAAGGUCCCAAUGGCAGAUGGACCUGCUGCUGCCUCUGGCACAAAAGAUACAAGGGUAAUGGAUUUUGGAUCAGUCUUCUUGGUAUCUCCUGUCAAGGCUGAAGGCGACAAUGCCUCCUCACCUGCUCUGCCUACUGCAGGCAGUCAGCAGGCUGGGGUAAAUGUUGCUGAGCUGGUGGUUUCCCGUGGCUUUGGCACAGUCGUUAGACAUAGAGAUUUUGAGGAGAGAUCAAACUAUUAUGAUGCCCUUCUUGCAGCUGAAUCACGUGCUACUGCUGGGAAGAAGGGGAUCCAUUCUGCCAAGGAUCCUCCAGUAAUGCAUGUCACAGACCUGACAACGGCUUCAGCCAAGAAAGCCAAAGAUUUCUUGCCAUUUAUACAACGAAGUAGAAGGAUGCCAGCCGUUGUGGAAUAUGUCCUCAGUGGCCAUCGGUUUAAACUAUUUAUUCCUAAGGAAACAUGCAGCAUUGCUUUUUCAUUUUCUGGUGUUAGAUGCCCUGGUCGUGAUGAGCCUUUUUCCAAUGAAGCAAUUGCAUUAAUGAGACGGAAAAUAAUGCAAAGGGAUGUUGAGAUUGAAGUGGAAACUGUUGAUAGAACUGGAACAUUCUUGGGAUCUUUAUGGGAGUCAAAGACCAAUAUGGCAGUGCCACUACUGGAAGCUGGCCUGGCGAAGCUUCAAACUACCUUCAACAUUGACAGAGUCCCAGAUGCUCACCUUCUUGUGCAGGCUGAGCAAUCUGCCAAAAAGCAGAAACUGAAAAUAUGGGAGAACUUUGUCGAAGGGGAGGAAGUUUCUAGUGCUUCAACUUCUGAAAGAAAACAGAAGUACCAGAAGGAAGAGAUGAAGGUAAUGGUUACUGAAGUCUUAGAAGGCGGAAAAUUUUAUGUCCAGAUAGUUGAAGAUCAAAACGUGGCAUCUAUUCAGCAGCAGCUUGCUGCUUUGAACAUUCAAGAAGCUCCUGUCAUUGGUGCCUUCAAUCCUAAGAAGGGUGAUGUCGUCCUUGCUCAGUUUACUGCAGAUAAUUCCUGGAACCGAGCAAUGAUCGUUAAUGCGUCUCAAGGAGCUGUUAAAUCUCCAAAUGACAAAUUUGAAGUAUUCUACAUUGACUAUGGAAAUCAAGAAGUGGUUCUUUAUGGUCAAUUACGACCACUUGAUCCCUCUGUGUCCUCUGCACCUGGCCAUGCUCAGCUUUGCAGCCUUGCGCAUGUAAAGAUCCCAGGCUUGGAGGAGGAUUAUGGGCAAGAAGCAGCUGUGCGUCUGAGUGAGCACACGCUAAAUAGUCCGAAAGAAUUCAAUGCUGUGAUUGAGGGAAGGGAUACUUCAUUGGGAGGAAAGGUGAAAGGGCAGGGAACUGGGACGAUUCUCGUGGUUACUUUAUUUGACGCAGAAGCUGAUUCAAGUGUGAAUGCCACUAUGCUGAAGGAAGGGCUUGCUAGGUUGGAGAAGAGGAGGAGAUGGGAGUCCAAGGAAAGACGACAAGCUCUAGACGAGUUGGAAACUUACCAGGCAGAAGCACGAAAGAAGAGGAUCGGAAUGUGGGAGUACGGAGAUGUCCAGUCAGAUGACGAGGACACAGCUCCACAUGUUAGAAGAAAUGCCGGGAAACGAUGAAUCAGGUUAAACUCCGGCUGCCUGAGUUCAUUUAGAUGAAAACAAUGCCGGCGGCCUAAGAAGUAAGAGUCAAGUUAUAGGCGCGGGGAUUUGCUGCUAGUGAAAUAUAAUGAAAACAAUUUGGAGGAUAAAUUUGCCUUAAAUUAGUUUUCUUUUGUUUUAUAACAAUUAAUUUUUUUAUUAUUAUUUUUUUUUUCUCCAACAUUGCUAAUGGGAGGUGAGGGGACAACUUCUAAUUUAUUUAUUUAUUUAUUUGUACAACUCUUAAUAAGGCAAGCUCUGCCAUGUCUACUUUGUGGGUAGUAGACAUUUUUUCCUCAUUUAGAAACAGAGCCAUAAGGCUUUUACGUCA